Homo sapiens (human) is the source of this 6466-nucleotide messenger RNA. RefSeq names its product polypeptide N-acetylgalactosaminyltransferase 15 (gene GALNT15). Gene Ontology annotation, cellular component: Golgi membrane. Gene Ontology annotation, biological process: protein O-linked glycosylation via N-acetylgalactosamine. NCBI's taxonomy places the organism in Eukaryota, Metazoa, Chordata, Mammalia, Primates, Hominidae. Gene Ontology annotation, molecular function: polypeptide N-acetylgalactosaminyltransferase activity. The record is from RefSeq and is a predicted model, not a curated record. The coding region runs from base 473 to 2254 and encodes 593 amino acids. The transcript is spliced from 10 exons.
ACAUCUGUUGAUCUGACCUGACUGGAAGCGUCCAAAGAGGGACGGCUGUCAGCCCUGCUUGACUGAGAACCCACCAGCUCAUCCCAGACACCUCAUAGCAACCUAUUUAUACAAAGGGGGAAAGAAACACCUGAGCAGAAUGGAAUCAUUAUUUUUUUCCCAAGGAGAAAACCGGGGUAAAGGGAGGGAAGCAAUUCAAUUUGAAGUCCCUGUGAAUGGGCUUUCAGAAGGCAAUUAAAGAAAUCCACUCAGAGAGGACUUGGGGUGAAACUUGGGUCCUGUGGUUUUCUGAUUGUAAGUGGAAGCAGGUCUUGCACACGCUGUUGGCAAAUGUCAGGACCAGGUUAAGUGACUGGCAGAAAAACUUCCAGGUGGAACAAGCAACCCAGGUUCUGCUGCAAGCUUGAAGGAGCCUGGAGCGGGAGAAAGCUAACUUGAACAUGACCUGUUGCAUUUGGCAAGUUCUAGCAACAUGCUCCUAAGGAAGCGAUACAGGCACAGACCAUGCAGACUCCAGUUCCUCCUGCUGCUCCUGAUGCUGGGAUGCGUCCUGAUGAUGGUGGCGAUGUUGCACCCUCCCCACCACACCCUGCACCAGACUGUCACAGCCCAAGCCAGCAAGCACAGCCCUGAAGCCAGGUACCGCCUGGACUUUGGGGAAUCCCAGGAUUGGGUACUGGAAGCUGAGGAUGAGGGUGAAGAGUACAGCCCUCUGGAGGGCCUGCCACCCUUUAUCUCACUGCGGGAGGAUCAGCUGCUGGUGGCCGUGGCCUUACCCCAGGCCAGAAGGAACCAGAGCCAGGGCAGGAGAGGUGGGAGCUACCGCCUCAUCAAGCAGCCAAGGAGGCAGGAUAAGGAAGCCCCAAAGAGGGACUGGGGGGCUGAUGAGGACGGGGAGGUGUCUGAAGAAGAGGAGUUGACCCCGUUCAGCCUGGACCCACGUGGCCUCCAGGAGGCACUCAGUGCCCGCAUCCCCCUCCAGAGGGCUCUGCCCGAGGUGCGGCACCCACUGUGUCUGCAGCAGCACCCUCAGGACAGCCUGCCCACAGCCAGCGUCAUCCUCUGUUUCCAUGAUGAGGCCUGGUCCACUCUCCUGCGGACUGUACACAGCAUCCUCGACACAGUGCCCAGGGCCUUCCUGAAGGAGAUCAUCCUCGUGGACGACCUCAGCCAGCAAGGACAACUCAAGUCUGCUCUCAGCGAAUAUGUGGCCAGGCUGGAGGGGGUGAAGUUACUCAGGAGCAACAAGAGGCUGGGUGCCAUCAGGGCCCGGAUGCUGGGGGCCACCAGAGCCACCGGGGAUGUGCUCGUCUUCAUGGAUGCCCACUGCGAGUGCCACCCAGGCUGGCUGGAGCCCCUCCUCAGCAGAAUAGCUGGUGACAGGAGCCGAGUGGUAUCUCCGGUGAUAGAUGUGAUUGACUGGAAGACUUUCCAGUAUUACCCCUCAAAGGACCUGCAGCGUGGGGUGUUGGACUGGAAGCUGGAUUUCCACUGGGAACCUUUGCCAGAGCAUGUGAGGAAGGCCCUCCAGUCCCCCAUAAGCCCCAUCAGGAGCCCUGUGGUGCCCGGAGAGGUGGUGGCCAUGGACAGACAUUACUUCCAAAACACUGGAGCGUAUGACUCUCUUAUGUCGCUGCGAGGUGGUGAAAACCUCGAACUGUCUUUCAAGGCCUGGCUCUGUGGUGGCUCUGUUGAAAUCCUUCCCUGCUCUCGGGUAGGACACAUCUACCAAAAUCAGGAUUCCCAUUCCCCCCUCGACCAGGAGGCCACCCUGAGGAACAGGGUUCGCAUUGCUGAGACCUGGCUGGGGUCAUUCAAAGAAACCUUCUACAAGCAUAGCCCAGAGGCCUUCUCCUUGAGCAAGGCUGAGAAGCCAGACUGCAUGGAACGCUUGCAGCUGCAAAGGAGACUGGGUUGUCGGACAUUCCACUGGUUUCUGGCUAAUGUCUACCCUGAGCUGUACCCAUCUGAACCCAGGCCCAGUUUCUCUGGAAAGCUCCACAACACUGGACUUGGGCUCUGUGCAGACUGCCAGGCAGAAGGGGACAUCCUGGGCUGUCCCAUGGUGUUGGCUCCUUGCAGUGACAGCCGGCAGCAACAGUACCUGCAGCACACCAGCAGGAAGGAGAUUCACUUUGGCAGCCCACAGCACCUGUGCUUUGCUGUCAGGCAGGAGCAGGUGAUUCUUCAGAACUGCACGGAGGAAGGCCUGGCCAUCCACCAGCAGCACUGGGACUUCCAGGAGGUCUCAUAAGACACAGGCUCUGCACACUCAGAAGAGUGGCAGGCACCCAUGGUAACACAGCUGCAUGGCUCAAAGUAACAAUCAAGACAGAAGAACAGGCACCGAUCGAUAGGACUCUUCUAUCUCCUAAAGCUCUUUUGAAGUCUGGCAGAGACGUUUGAGUGGCUUCUGUCCACCUCCUCAGUGACUCACAGUGCGAUGCUCAUGGUUGAACCUGAGUGAUGCCAGCAGCAAGGAAACUGACAGAGCUCGCCGAUCCAUUUCCUGUCAUUCACUUGAGGGUGACAAAGCAUGAUGGUGACAGCUCAGAUAACAUUCCUGGCACAAAAUCCUUAAACUAAAUGGAGCCUGGCUGCCAGGAAGGAGAGGAACAGGCAUUCCAGGGGCAGACUCUGCUGCUGGCUGCAGCCACACAGGAGAGCUUUAAACAGGAUUCUGAACUUAGAGAGCAACAGGAUUUGUGCACCACUGCUACACUGAUCAAUGCCAAUAGUUGGCCCAGGCUGGAGGAUGGGCCAGGCAUCCUAACGCCAUUGGGCAAAUCCAAGGUUUAAGGAAGUCAGCACAGUUGGGGUACACACUAGAGAAAGCUACAUGUUUUGAAGAAUGUGCAGACUCCUUGAGCCCCCACAAAGCAGCCUCACCAUCGGCAUGUAGACAGUGCAAAGUUGAAUGAGAAUCUCAUUAGAACUUCUGGAAGCUCAUCUCUUUCUUACCAGACCCAUGCUUAAGACUGGAGUCCUGGCAGAGGCUAAUAUUCCAGAUAUGAGCCAGAGACAACCUCGUCUGUGCCAGGGGCAUGUCACCCAAACUGAGGUCAUAUAAUUUAAAAUAUAACUCCAAAGUUCAGUAAGGUAUGGCGGAGAAACCUCUGGUGCCUGUAUCACAUGUCCUCAGGCCUUCUCUGCUUUCCGCCACUGCUGCUGAACAGUUCUGUGCAGCCUCAGAUCCCCUGAGCCCUGUGCUAAGUGUCUUCUGCAUUAUGCACCAGGGUUUUCUCUGAAGGCAGAGUUACUCAAACAUCCAGGGAGCAAGCACCCUGGCUUGCUAGGACAGUUAACACUCCCAGGACAACUCUCAGUCACUGAGGGGAUGGGAACCAGUGGAUGGAUGUCUGGCCUCUGUCUUUCAGGUGGAUAAUUAUACAACGCAUCCUGUAUAUUUUUUAAGAGGGUCAACAGAAUCAAGUGGCAACUUUAACGUGUCCUUAUAUUGGCGCCUCCUUCUGCCCCAUCUCACAUCCUCACUCCCACACUCCUGCUUCCCAGGUUCACACCCCUCAUGAACCACCUGCAUCCAGUCCUUGUCUCAUGCUCUGCUUUCAGGGAAACCCAAACUAAACCACACAUGAGCACAGUCUUCCUUUAUAACACAGGCUUUCUAGACUAACAUGGCUGAUGCACAUUCAGUCUCCAACUUAGGCCCUAGAACGGAAACAGGGCCCAGCCAUCCAGACACCUGUGGGAAUCCUGCCACAGGGCCCUUGGCCCCACUCUAGGGCUGGUCCUACAUCCUAAACAUAAUCAAGAAAUUCUUUCCAGUUUUCUUGGCUGGGUCCUUUCUAGCAGGAACAUUUUGAUGGCAUGUGACAGAAACUGAAAUUGAACCGGUUUGGUCCUGUAGAAGCAGGGGAGAUUACUGGAAAAAUACUGAAGCAUCACAUGAAAUUGAAGGAAGGGUUCCCCAAUCCAUGGGAAGGGCAGGGGUGCAGCUGGGCCUCAGGGGAAAAGCCAUAUUCCCGGCUUCUUCCACAUGGAGGACUGUAGCCGCAAACAGCUCAGGAGGCCCAUAUGAAAGAAGACACAUGCAUAUGCAAAUAUCAUAAUGAGAAAGUGUUUCUGCAAGCUCCAGGGAGGAAGAAGCUUUGUCACUAUUUUUUCAGUGAUUAACUGGAGUGUCUAAAACAGUAUCUGCAAUAUGGUAUAUGGGUAAUAGACAUUUGUUGAAUGAAUGAACAGUAGAAGGAGGAAGAGGGAAAAAGAGGAGGUGGGAUGGGAAGAAGGUUUGGGGUAUGACUGUGAAUGAAGCUAUCUGGCCUUCAGCUUUGGAUGGACCUUGCUUUUUCAAGAGAUUAUGGCUGGGGGCAUUAUCCCAUCUUCCUCAGCUCAGAAGCUUGCUGUGGCUCACAGUUUCCUGUGGAAACAACCUGACCUCCUUAGUGUUACAUGCAAAUCCCUCGCAAGUUGGCCCCUACAACCUCCUCUUCACACACCCUCCACUCAGAGCACACUGGCCCACAGCCCAGGGCCAUCCUGAGGGAACUGUCCUAAGGGUCACUGUGCCCUCCUCUGGGACAAACAUACAUGUUUUGAAAGUGGUUUUUUUUUUUUUUUUUUUUUUUGAGAUGGAGUCUCGCUCUGUUGCCAGGCUGGAGUGCAGUGGUGCAAUCUCGGCCCACUGCAACAUCCGCCUCCCGGGUUCAAGUGAUUCUCCUGCCUCAGCCUCCUGAGUAGCUGGGACUACAGGUGCAUGCCACCACACCCAGCUAAUUUUUGUAUUUUUAGUAGAGACGGUUUCACCAUGUUGGCCAGGAUGGUCUCGAUCUCUUGACCUCGUGAUCUGCCCUCCUCGACCUCCCAAAGUGCUGGGAUUACAGGCGUGAGCCACCGCGCCCAGCCUGAAAAGGAUUUUAAAUUGUUUUUAUGAGGGAAACAUGUUAUCUUGUUCAUGUAAUACUCUAUAGCAGAACCCAGUAGGGAAUAAUAGAUUCUGCAUAUAUAGGAAUACUCUUCUAACUCUGGAAAGAAAAGCAUAAUAUUAUAUAGAUUAAAAAGAAAAGUAUUUAUAGCAAUAAAUAAUUGAAAUGAAAGUAUUACAGGAAUAAAAUAUUUUAAAUAAAAAUUAGGUGGGAAAAUUGACAUUGUACUUGAUGAGUUGUGAGGCCUAUGGCUUGUAAUUUUUCUGAGAAAGUUAGAGAAGCAUGAAAUGAGUAUAUUCACAGUGUUUGCUGUUGUUGUUGUUGCUAUAUAUUUACCAUUGUGUUUCCUCUUCAGAAUGUGGCUUUUCAUACAUAAAUACAUUUGCACAGAGUAAAUUUUGGAUGAAUUUGAACCAGGGGGUAGAAGAUAUAUCUUAUAUUCCAGCAAAGACUGUAGUGUGUGUGUGUGUGUGUGUGUGUGUGUGUGUGUGUGUCUGUUUGUAAGACCUUCUGCUAAAGGAUGCUUGCAGACAAAGUCCUUAUCAGCCAUGACACAGAAAUAUGGAUCAAUAAGUGUGUAUUGAAUGGAUGAACAAGAAAAGAGAAAAGCAGCAAUUUAGACUGUGUGCCUAACACUGUGCAAGGUGCUUAGCACAUGUCUUUUCAUUUAAUCCUCACAACCACCCUGCAAGGUGAUUUUCAUCAUGUCUAAUUUACAGAAGGAGAAACUGUGGCUUGCCCAAGGUCACAAAACUAACAAAGGAUUCAAAUCCAGGAACGUCAGAUCAUGAUGCCUUUGCCGUCUGCAUUGAGCGCCGCAGCCCUAAUUGGUUAGCUUGCGCCACCUAGUGGCAGAACUAAAACAGGAACCAGGUCAGCCUGCAACAAAUAUUAAAGCAGCAGGCUGCACCCUUCAACGGGGCUUGUGAAACCUGGAGAAGCACAGGCACGCCUGUGACCCACACUCACUCCAACCCCACAACUGAUAAAAGACAACGCAAGGCCCAGAAUCAGAUAACCUGGGAAAGUGUGUUGUAAAUGAAGCAUCAUUUCCUCUUGAAAUACAUUUUUUGUCUUCCUGUACUGGGAACAUAAAAGUCCCUCACCAUCCCCUUGACCUCUCAGCAUUUCCAGGGCUUCCCUCGACCUCAGUCUGCUGUCCCCCUCCCGGACCCAGCACCUUUUUAGCACUGAGGAUCUAACCUUGUGCUCAUGAGGCCUGGCUUGGUGGCGACACGUCACCCAGCACACACAGGGGCUGUCCCAGGAACGAAGUGGCAUGCACAUGUGGCACUCCAGGCUUCCAGCUCAUCUGUGAACAGCUGCGGUCAUUUGGUGGCGAAAACUCUACAGCCCACCUACCAGCCUCCUAGCCGCAGUCCCACCUGCUCCAUUUUCACUACAGUCGUUUUUGAAGAGGGGCGGUGUUUCUCCUGCAGUUUACUGACAAUGUUUACAGAGAAGCUAUCGUUCAAGCUACUGUUCACUGCCUCCCUCCCCCGCUCAAAACACAUGAAAAGUUAUUCUGCCCUAGAAAAUAUAGGUGCCUUAGCCAGCAGGCAAAUAAACAUCCUCGUGGUCUA